UAAUAAACUAGCAACAUCUAAUAGAAAUCCGUGUGUGCUUUAUGAAAUAAACAUUUGAGUUCAGCAUUAAUGCGCACUCAGUUAAUAUCGCAGCGACAAAAUGGAUUUGCUUGACUCAAUACUUAACUCAAUGGAUGCUCCGCCAGCAACAAAUGAACAACAAAAGACGCUUAUCAAAAAACAACGUGAAAUGGUGGAGCGCUUGCAAAACAAGCAAAAGGAGGAGCUAUUACGAUUUCGAAAGUAUGUAGAGGAGAGAAUGGGUCGAUUUGCCAAGGACGAUCGGACAUACAUCGAGUUCCAGCCGUUGGAUAAAGUGCAUCGCUCUGUCAUACAUGAAAUAGCUGAGAACGGUGGUUUCAUUGCGAUGAGUUUCGGACGAGAGGAGGAGGACCGUCACUCGGUGGUCUACAAAAAGGAACACCCACCAAGCGAGGACGAAGUAGCAGCCCGUCGUAACGGCGAGGGCUGGAACAAGGAGAUAGCCAAAGAAUACUCUGAGCGACGAAAAGAACGUUUAGCCCAGGAGCAAAGCCUGAUUAAUAAGGAAGCUAAUUCUGAAGCCGGCACCAGUCGAGCUCAUGGCAGCAGCAGCAGCACAGAUCCCACAAGCAUUGAAGUGAAACCAACCACUAAUUAUAAAGCGAAAUAUGCACAUCUAAUUGGCGAAUCGGCAGCAUUGCAAGCGGCCCGAAAAACAGAGACAAAUCAGAGCUACGGCUUUGUGCCCAGUAAGAACAAAAAGGACAUGCGUUCCAUCGAGCAGACUCUAGCUGAUAUACAGGCAAAAAAACGCCUAAAGUUACAACAGCAACAGCAGGAACAUAACUUGAACAUGGCGGCAUCCCUGGACGUUAAUCCUGACGCAGAAGAGCGAUAAAUAAUAGUAAUAAGUUUAUGUAUGUAUUUUUGUGUUUUGUUAGAAUAACAGUUGAUCUGCUGAAAAGUCAGCUAAAAAAUUUGAACCAUAUACGGGCAGAAUUGCGUAUGUUCACAGUUAAAGUAUGUAUCUGAAAGCAAUUUAGAAUGUUGGCCAGUUAAGAACAUUAGUUACGGAUGCUUUAAAAAC
Messenger RNA from Drosophila arizonae, 1069 nucleotides. RefSeq names its product sperm-associated antigen 7. The record is from RefSeq and is a predicted model, not a curated record. NCBI's taxonomy places the organism in Eukaryota, Metazoa, Arthropoda, Insecta, Diptera, Drosophilidae. Gene Ontology annotation, molecular function: nucleic acid binding.